This is a messenger RNA of Mollisia scopiformis, 1990 nucleotides long. Its product is annotated as WD40 repeat-like protein. Gene Ontology annotation, cellular component: nucleus. The record is from RefSeq and is a predicted model, not a curated record. The transcript has 3 exons. Bases 58 to 1701 code for a protein of 547 amino acids. Gene Ontology annotation, biological process: rRNA processing. Gene Ontology annotation, molecular function: protein binding. Lineage: Eukaryota; Fungi; Ascomycota; Leotiomycetes; Helotiales; Mollisiaceae.
AUUUUCAGAGACUGUUUAUCCAGAUUUUGUCCCGACCUACGGCCGCAUACGAACAAGAUGUCGAUGAUUACUGCUACGGCGUGGGUCCCUCGUGGAUUUGCGGCCCCAUUUCCUACCAAAUACGAAUUCGACGAGGACGAAUUUCAGCGCAUCGCAGAGCUCGCAAAACUUCAGCUUGACGAUGCGAACGAGGACUUGGACGAAGCGCGCAAAGCUAUUGUAGAAGGCAAUGGCGCAGAUGGGGUAAUGAAAGAUGAAGACGUCAAAUCAUCAGCGAAAGCUAUGAAAUCGGAAGCAGAUGAAGACGACGACCUCAAGGAAUAUGAUCUGGACCACUACGACGAAGAUGUCGCGAACGACAAUGGAGGUGAGGGUGUAGGAAUGGGCAUGUUUGGCAAUGUCAAGUCAUUGGCAUACCACGAGUCGAACGCAGAUGAUCCUUACAUUACCAUGCAAGAGAACGAGGAAGACGAUGAGGAUCGCGAGGAGCUUCAGAUCUUAGCCACAGACAACAUGCUCCUGGCAGCUAAGAUCGAGGAUGAGGUAGCACACUUGGAGAUCUACGUUUACGAGGAUGAGGCGGACAACCUUUAUGUACAUCACGAUAUCAUGCUUCCAGCUAUACCUUUGUGUGUGGAAUGGCUAGACUUACCAGUCGGCAAGUCAACUGUAGACAAGGAGUCGAGGGCGAACUUCGUGGCGGUCGGUACUUUCGAUCCAGAUAUUGAGAUUUGGGACUUGGACACCAUCGAUUGCAUGUAUCCUAAUGCUAUCUUAGGCCAAGGCGGAGAGAACAGCGGCGCAGGAACAGAGGAACUCAAGAAGAAGAAAAAGAAGAAAAAGUCGAAGAAGGCUAACGACAAUUACCAUGUGGACUCGGUUCUAUCUCUUGCUGCCAAUAGACAUCAUCGAAAUCUACUCGCAUCAGCAUCCGCAGACAAGACAGUCAAGUUAUGGGAUCUCAACACGACGAAAUGUGCGAAAUCUUAUUCCUACCACACUGAUAAAGUCUGUUCCCUGGCAUGGCAUCCGAAAGAGUCAACUAUCCUGUUGAGCGGGAGUUAUGACCGGACAGUUGUUGCAGCUGAUAUGAGAGCACCUGAUGCAAAAGCCCCAACAUGGGGAGUCGAGAGUGACGUGGAAACUGUCAAAUGGGACCCUCAUGACCCGAACUUCUUCUACAUCUCGACAGAGAAUGGUAUCAUCCACUACCACGAUAUUCGAAAAGCUCCGUCAAGUCCAGCAGCAAGCAAACCUGUCUGGAUCUUGCAAGCACAUGAUGAAUCUGUCUCGUCCUUCGACAUCAACCCUAUUAUUCCAGGUUUCAUGGUAACCGGUUCCACAGACAGACAAGUUAAGCUUUGGAACAUACAGCCUUCCGGGCCUACUAUGGUCGUUUCUAGAGACCUGGAAAUUGGCAAAGUGUUCUCGACAACGUUUGCCCCAGAUGAAGAAGUUGGUUUCAGACUUGCUGUAGCUGGAAGUAAAGGUCUCGUUCAAAUAUGGGAUACUUCCACCAAUGCAGCAGUCAGACGAGCAUUUGCCAGUAGAGUUGCUCCGGUAGAAGGAGAGAUUAAGGAAAGACUGGUGGGUGUAGAAGACGAUAGCAGUGAAUCGGAUGAAGAAGAAGGCGGGGCUGAAACCGGAGAAGGGGAUGCAGAUGCCGGGGAGAAGGGAUGGGAGUCGAUGGAUGAGGAUUAAACUCUCCUUGGAACGAUCGGAGGCUCUAAUCAACGACCCUUUUGGCAUUUGAUGCAUCUAACCGAAUCCGGAGGUCCUCACGAGAAGCAGCUUCGGAAGUCGAAACAAAGCUUCGGAUCUGCUGGUGAGACUGCCCAGCGAUCAAGUUGCGUAAUUCUGAUGGUAAGUUGCUGUCGCUCAUAUAGAUAUGGCGAAAAGGAAUAAAUAUCCGAAUUUGAGGAUCAUGAGCAUUUGGGACAUUCAUGGUAGUUCGCAUUGAUUUCCCCACAAAAGGAACUGUAUUCUGGUA